AUGGACCCCCCGAGCUGCAUGAAGGCCCUGCUCCUCGCAGCCACGGAGUACCGCGCCGCCAGGACAGCGCACAAUGCCGCGCUCCUGCAGCGCAGCCUGGAGGUUAUCUCCGGACUGAAGCUUACCCGUUUUUUUGCUUCAAACCAGAUUCUACCAAGUGAAUGUCUCAGUUGCCUUGUAGAGCUCCUGGAGGACACUAAUAUAAACCCUUCUCUGGUCUUGUCUGUGGUUACUUUGCUAUCACAGCUAGCUUCAGACACAGAGACUAGAGAAGCUCUCCAGGACACCUACAAUCUGACCAGCGUGCUGGCAGGAGUGGUUCAUCGAAGUUCUACUAAUCUGAGUGACCCAGUCUUAGUACAGGGUAUUCAGUUGCUGCAGAGACUAACCUACAACGUUCCCGUCUUUUGUGGCGGUGCCAACAUCGAUGGAUUAAUUUUGUUUCUAAUGCAUCAUGUUCAAUCCACUGAAGAUGAGUUAACAAUACCGUGUUUGGGACUCCUGGCAAACCUCUGUCGUCACAACUUGUCUGUUCAAAGUCAGAUAAAAUCUUCGAAUAAUGUGAAGAGUUUCUAUCGUACCUUAAUAAGUUUCUUGGCUCACAGCAGUUUGACUAUGGUUGUGUUUGCGCUUUCGGUGUUAUCAAGCCUUACCCUAAAUGAAGAAGUAGGAGAAAAACUCUUUCACGCUCGAAAUAUCCAUCAGACAUUUCAGUUAAUAUUCAAUAUUGUUGUAAAUGGAGAUACUCUAACAAGAAAAUAUUCUGUUGAUUUACUCAUGGAUCUUAUGAAGAACCCCAAAGUGGCAGAUUAUCUUACCAGGUACAAGCACUUCACCUCUUGCCUUGGUCAAGUAUUAGAUCUUCUUCAUGGAAGGGAUCCUGAUUCAUCAUCUAAGAUCUUAGAGCUGCUGCUUGCCUUCUGCUCUGUGCUAGAACUGCGUCACACCCUGCGGCAGGCGAUACUGGAACCAGCUGGCUUGCCAGGCUCUGCAAACACCAGACUUGGGACUAGCUCAAAGAGUUUUGAACCAUCUGUUGCAUUGGUGCACUUGUCAAACCAACCAUUGGAAGGCUCUGAAGACUGUUCAGGGCUAGCAUUGCAACUACUCAAAGAGAUUUUUGAGGAUGUUACCAACAAUAAGAAUGGUAAAUCAGCUGAACACUUUAUGGAUCUUUUGCUACCUGUUCUUCUUGAUCAUCUUCAGAUGCCAGAACAGAUUGUGGAUGAGCUAUUAGUGAAGAAAAAGUGUGAAAGAAUGGUCAAGGCUAUUAAUGUCCUCACAAUGCUCUGCAGAGAUGACACACUGAAAAUGCAUGUCUCGAAGGUGCUGACUGCCAGCCAAUGCACAUGUCUGAUAGAACACCAGUUUCCUUAUUGUGGGAUUGAUACUGGCUUUGGGACAAAAUUGGUGGACUCUAAAAUGUGCAAACUUGCUACUGAUAUUAUUUUGAAAACACUUGAUCUUAUGAGCAGAUUGCAGCAGGAUGUACCUGAUAUGAAGGUCAGCUUCUACAAAAUGUUACAGGAUCAGCGCUUGAUUACACCUUUGACAUUUGCUUUAACAUCAGACCAUGGAGAGCGGGUCCAAGUGGGGCUUAAAAUACUGUUUGAGGUUGCACCCUUACCGGAUUUUCCUGCCCUAGCGCUGGGUGAAAGCAUUGUAGCAAAUAAUGCCUACAGACAGCAAGAAAUGCAGCACAGAGCAAAGAGAAUCCAAAUGCAGGCACCUGUGACCAGCACUACUUCAGUGAGGUGUUCUUCAUCCUAUCCUUCAAGUAAUGACUCCAAAGCUUCAAAUAUUGAGGAAUUAAUACAAAAACUUCAUUCUGGACUAGAGAUGAAGGAGCCCUUGGCUGAUGUGAGGAUAUCUGACGUAAUGGAUGUCUACGAGCAGAAGCUGUUGGCGUUAGCAUCUAAAGAAACGAGGCUGCAGGAUCUACUGGAAGUAAAGGCAGUAGCUCUGGCUCAGGCUGAGAGGCUGACGGCUCAGUACCGGUGUCAGAGAGCCCAGGCUGAGUCUGAGGCAAGAACUCUUGCUGCAAUUCUGAAGGAUGCAGAACGAAAAAAUGAAGAGCUUAACGAUUUGUUGAAGGCUCAACAGGUAGAAUAUGAAAGAGCACAGACUGAUAUUGAGCAGCUCUUUCAGCACAACAGGAAGUUGCAGGCAGUUGCUGAAGAACAUGAAAGACUAAAAAAAUCCACUCUUGAUCUCCUUCAGAGGUAUGAAACAACUGAAAGGCAAUAUAAAGAUCUACAGAUUACAUGCAAUUCACUAAAUAAACAAGUGGAAGCAAUGAUGAAACUAAAUGAAUCACUCAAGCAGCAGAUCAAUGCCAGUACCUCUGGAUUAAAUGAGUUAGAAAGUGAACAUCGCAGAAAUGAAUUACAGCAACAGCUGCAGGAGAGAGAUGGCACAAUAGCAACCUUGCAACAGAAUAUAAACGUCUUGGAAGAAAAAAUCAAAACUCAGCAGAAAGAAAAAACAGAUAUGGAACAAACUAUCAAUAUUCUUAGAAAGGAAUUAAGCGAAACACAGCAAGCAAGGGAAGAACUGAGUGUCAAGGCAUCUUCUCUGGAAGUUCAAAAAUCCCAGUUAGAAGGAUGCUUGGCAGAAAAAGAAGCGCUCAUAAAUCUGCAGAAGGAAAAACUGGACAUACACGCCAGCGUGAUUGCAGCAAUUCACAAACUAAGUGAUGGCAAGCAAAGUGUAGAAACAGUGAACCUCAGUUUGUAGGGCUCUGUUUCCUGUGCUUUACAAACUCUGUUAAGUGAGCUAAAUUAUAGGGGUGACUGCCAGCUUUGUACACAGCACAUG
Melozone crissalis (California towhee) is the source of this 2817-nucleotide messenger RNA. It is a transcript of the gene CIP2A, whose product is annotated as cellular inhibitor of PP2A. Gene Ontology annotation, molecular function: protein binding. Lineage: Eukaryota; Metazoa; Chordata; Aves; Passeriformes; Passerellidae. Bases 1 to 2736 code for a protein of 911 amino acids. The record is from RefSeq and is a predicted model, not a curated record. The transcript is spliced from 22 exons.